AUGAGAGUCACAUCCAUCCUCAGACACAAGCUGAACUCUGACAAGACCUUCUCCUUGGCCCACAGCCAGGGUGCCCUGCCAGAGUCAGUGGCUGCACAAGCUCCCAUGAUGAUUUCCAGCAGUGGCACUGGGGAUAUCUCUCAAUGGCAGGUCCUAGGCCCUGCCCAGCCUGCGCAGAAAGUGGCCCAGCCCAUGCAGAAAGUGACCAAGCCCCAGCAUCCUGCUCCAAAUGGGCACCUUGAGAAGCCCCUGGAGAGAAGUGUUCUUCUGCAGAAGCUGACUGUCUUUCACAUCGCUAUUGCUUUUGCACACCUGGCCUUUGGUGGUUUCCUGCUCUCCACAGUUAAGAACCUGCACUUGGUGGUGUUGAAGUGCUGGUAUCCACUCUGGGGAGCUGUCGCUUUUCUCAUUUCAGGGAUCUUGGCAAUGACAACAAGGACAUUUCCCAAGACUUCUAUGAAGAUACUGUGUGUGACAGGAAACGUCAUCAGCUUCUUGUGUGCGCUGGCAGGCCUCUUCGUCAUUGUCAAGGACCUCUUUCUGGAGAGUCCUUUUCCAUGGCCAAUCUGGAGACCAUACCCCAACAGCACAGUCUAUAUCCAGAGACUGGAGCUGACCCUGCUCUGCUUCACCUUCCUGGAGAUCUUCCUGACAGGAUCCACAGCCGUCAUAGCCUGUAGGACAGAACGUCUGCAUGCAGAGGAUAAGGAUGACACCCCUCUCGUUCCUGACGCACCUGUGGAACUUGAAGGUCUCUCGAUGGAGCCACCAACCUAUGAAGAUGUGACUCAAGCUUGCUCUGAGUCUUUCCGAGGCCACCAGCUCUGGGUCACUGCUGGCCUCACUGACACUGUCCAUCGAUCUCCACUCCACACAGGCUCCAGGAGCUUGGGAGAGUAG
Messenger RNA from Onychomys torridus (southern grasshopper mouse), 900 nucleotides. It is a transcript of the gene Ms4a10, whose product is annotated as membrane spanning 4-domains A10. Lineage: Eukaryota; Metazoa; Chordata; Mammalia; Rodentia; Cricetidae. Gene Ontology annotation, cellular component: plasma membrane. The record is from RefSeq and is a predicted model, not a curated record. The coding region runs from base 1 to 900 and encodes 299 amino acids. Gene Ontology annotation, biological process: cell surface receptor signaling pathway. The transcript is spliced from 7 exons.